Pungitius pungitius (ninespine stickleback) is the source of this 4571-nucleotide messenger RNA. It is a transcript of the gene pdxdc1, whose product is annotated as pyridoxal-dependent decarboxylase domain containing 1. The transcript is spliced from 23 exons. The record is from RefSeq and is a predicted model, not a curated record. Gene Ontology annotation, biological process: carboxylic acid metabolic process. Gene Ontology annotation, cellular component: intracellular membrane-bounded organelle. NCBI's taxonomy places the organism in Eukaryota, Metazoa, Chordata, Actinopteri, Perciformes, Gasterosteidae. Gene Ontology annotation, molecular function: pyridoxal phosphate binding; carbon-carbon lyase activity. The coding region runs from base 231 to 2597 and encodes 788 amino acids.
UCAGCUUCGCGCUGACUGGUUCCGUGGGAGAGCGUGACGUCGACGCUGCCAGCGUGGAACGCACGUCGACUGCCAUCCAGGAAGUAAACGGACCGGUUCUGUUGAGUAGAGAAGGAAACCAGAGCACCACAUACGCCCGACUCCAAGCUUCAGCAAACACGUCUAUAGGGACGAACGUUACGUGUCCUUUCCCUGGACCGUGACAGAGCCGGACAAGCCUCUGCGUUAAGAUGAUGGUGAACUCAACAUUUGCUCAGGUGGGAAAGAAUCUCAGUGAAGCCAUGAGAAUCCUGGGAGACGGACAGAUAGAGCCAGAGACCGGACCAGUGAAGUGGCGCUUCAACAGAACCAGCAUCCCUGGACCCCUGCAGGGAGACGGUCAGGAUGUUGCCACUAUACUGCAUCUGGUUCACAACCUCAUUCAUGAUGAUGAGGAAGAGGAGGAGGAGGAGUAUGACAAGCCCAAGUCAAGUCAACCUAGGAUGCAGCAUGUGGGGGAACAGGGUCACAUGGCCUUACUGGGUCACAGCCUGGCCGCCUACAUCUCGGUGUUGGACAGAGAGCGACUGAGGAAGCUGACGACCCGGAUCCUGUCUGAUACCACACUGUGGCUGUGCAGACUGUUCAGGUAUGAGAACGGGUCAGCCUACUUCCAUGAGGAUGACCGGGACGGCCUGGUUAAAGUGUGUCGGCUGGUCAUUAACGCUCGUUAUGAAGAAUAUGCCUCCGAGGGCUAUUCAGUCCUCAGCUCCAGACAGCCAGUCAUCUACGCGAGUGCCUCCGGCAGGCCUGGUCUGGGGCAGCAUCUGUGCAGCCAGCUUGGCCUGCCUCUCUCGAGUCUUUGCACAGUCCCAUGCAACACCGUCUUUGGAUCACAACACCAAAUGGACGUUGCCAUGUUGGAGAAACUGAUCAAAGAGGACAUCGAUGGCAGAAAGCUUCCGUUGCUUUUAGUUGCCAACGCAGGUACCCCAGGGGCAGGACAUACAGACAAGUUGGCUCGUUUGAAGGACCUGUGUGAUCAGUACAGCAUGUGGCUCCAUGUAGAGGGGGUCAACCUGGCAACCCUGGCACUAGAUCAGGUUACCUCUGCUAUCAUGGCAGCUAGCAGGAGUGACAGUAUGACACUGACACCAGGUCAGUGGUUAGGACUCCCUGCCGUUACUGCUGUUACCCUCUACAGACAUGAAGACCCAGCACUGUCUCUGGCUGCAGGUUUGACCUCCAGCCAGCCGGUGGCAAAGCUGCGAGCACUGCCUCUCUGGCUCUCCCUGCAGUACCUUGGUCACAGUGGAAUUGUCCAGAAGAUCAGACAUUCCACCGUUCUGGCCCAGCAACUCCUGCCAAAGCUAAAAACUCUUGCCUCCAUCAAAACCUUGGUGGAGGACGAACUCGGCUCUCCUGUGGUGCUUUUCAAGUUUUCCCAGAAAACCAGUUCUGCAUCCAGUGGGGGCUCAGUCGAAGGUCACUGUGCUGGGGAGAAAGAGGUGCUUGAUGCCUUCAACAGAUGGCUGGGUGAACAGCUGCUUCAGUUAGUUCCCUCCAGUGGGGUAGAUUUGGUGGAGCUUGAGGACGAGGGUACAUGUGUUCGCUUCAGUCCCCUCCUGACGGCUGAAGUUCUGGGGACGCAAGAGGAGAAUAUCGAGGACAUAAUGCAGAAGCUGUCCGAGCUAGUGCCUGUGAUGUGCUCCACAAUGUGCCUGAGACAGGACUUCAGAGAGGAAUCCCACCGACACUCUCCCUCGCUCUCAUACAUACAACAGCAUAGCUGGCCUGGUCUCGGUGCUGUCCGAUAUGAGCCUCGAGCUGAAGGACUGGAUGAGAGCAGGAGGAAGCAGGAGCUGCUGAAAAUCAACAGUGAGCUGCUAAAGAAACUACAACACCUUGAGACUGACAUCAAAUUUUCCACAGGCCCUGAGUUUGGGACAGACGAGGACUGUAUCUUUGUUGGUAUGGUCACCGAGGACGUUGAUGUUUCAGAGUUGGUGGAUACCAUGGCUUCUCUUGGUAGAGAUAUAGAGGAGAGUGAAAGGCUGCUGGACAACAUGACAGAGGUGGUGAGGAAAGGUAUCCUGGAGGCCGAGCUGCAGCUGCAAAAAGCCAAUGAGGAGAAACUCAUGGAAGAGGGAGUGCUGAGACAGCUUCCUCUGGUUGGUUCUGUGUUGAACUGGUUCUCUCCAUCUCAAAGCUCCAUCAAGGGCAGGUCCUUCAACUUGGCUGCAGGUUCCCUGGACUCCACAGAGAGAACUUACUCCACCAAGGCCCAGCCAGGGAGUCCGUCUCUGCAAGAAGGUUCCACCUCAUUAAGUAAACAACCAGGUCAGAGGUUAUUCCGGCGCUCAGGGGCAGUCUCUGACUCCUUUAGUGAAACGUCCUCCAUCGGCCCAGCUGAGGAGACAAGUGACACGAGUGCUAUUCCCAGCAUCAACCCUCCCACCUCUUCUCCGGUGGUAGAGGAGGACCCACACACCGCAGGUGUUGCCGUACCAGGGUAUAUCCAGGAGACUUCGGUGCAGGUGCACACACAGCUGGAGGAUGACGUGGCUUCAGAAGACAGGCCGCCAGAUAGCCAAAAGAUGGAGCAAAGUGGGGAAUAGGAUGCACUGUGUCUGCAGGUGUUCUCAGCUGUCCUCCGAGUGGUUGCAGCCUAACAGAGAAAAGGAAAGGUGUUUGUUAUUCUGGUUUUGAAGGGAAAGUGGGGAUUGAAUUAGUUUAGUUUGUUUGUCUCUGUCCUAUGUCAAAGGAAAAUCUUCCCCUAAUACUUCCAUACUCCGAUGCACACUUCUGUGCAUUCUAAUUAUUUAGGGAUUCUAAGAAAAUGAUAAAUGUUCCGCUGUACUAAAUUGAUGGAUCAUUUCCUCUCUGAUUUGUCCUGUAUUCACAGGUACUCUAAGGAUACAGUGAACUAGUGAAUGAAGUCUUCUUCUGUCUAGCAUUUUUCUUUUUACAUUGAUCUCUUUCUUUCGCGUCUUGUUGGACUAGAGCAAAGGAGUAGCGCUAUUAUACCCUUAAGAUCUAAUAGAUCUUAAGCUCUAAGGAGGAAUAGGUUCAGGACCAGAUACGCCUUUUAAUACUUACUGUAUCAUAAACUGGAAGUAUAGCAGCUUCACAUUAAGGCAAUGCGUGGCACUCCCAAGUACAAUGUUUAGAUUUUUCACAGCAAAUAGUCUACACAAAUGAUAUAUCUAAAACAUUAAAUUAUUAACUGUAAUUAUGUAAAAUGAAAAAUCUGUCUAGGUGGAGUAGAGUAUUAUCUAUUUCAUUGAAAGAGAACUACUGAUAAAGCACUCCCUGGAUGCACUGAAACAAACUUGAUUUAGAGAAUGGGGGUCACAUUAUGAAUAGAACCUUGUAAGUUUGUGCGAAAAGUCCCAAAAUUACAAAUAUGAGUUUUUCAUGCGAUUAUUUAGUAUUUAAUCAUAUUCAACAAAGAUAACUGCUCAAUAAUAAUUUGAGAUGAAGUUGUCAUUUUAUGAAGAAAAUGUUAAGAAUUUACAAACUAAAAAAGUUUUUAUGAGAACAUCUUUUAUAAUAACAUUUUAAUAAUUUUAGAAGAUAUCAUUUUACAAAAACAUGGAUUAAGUUGUAUUUUUGAGAACUAUACUGACGUUUUGGAUCAAGUAAAACAUGUCAUUAGAUGCCCAUGGUUUUAUUCCAUUGUACUUGAGUAUGUAAUAAUCGUCCAUAGUCCUGGUUUUUCACUGUAAAGUCACCCAACGCCCCAGAUUUUUCUGUUCCCACAGUGUCAAAUUACAACUUUAUUGAAAUGAAGUAUUACCUUUAUAUUUCAUAAUUUAAAGUUAUGUAAUGGGACCUACUACUCCAUUUUACAAUAUAAAUCAAAAUCAGAUUACGUUUUUUGUUAUGCAAAUAUAUUGUAACGUGGGUAAUGAGGAUUAUUGCUCCACAGGUAUUCACUGCAGGAAACAUUCUGCCAGACCAGCACUAAUGUCUCUUCUAUUGUCCUCGCCCCAUUCUUAUAAUGGGAGACUUGUACGGAAUCUCAGUUGCCUGAUAUUAAGCAUUUUGAUGCAACUUUACACUACAUUAUUGAUAGCCCAUCAUCAGUAAGGGAAAUAUUGAUUUCACGGCUUUUGGAACUUAAUUGAAGAUAAUGCGCCUUAAUGGGUCUGGCAGAAUGGUUUAUCCCUCAUGGACGUCCCUAAAGCAAACUGUAAUCUUGGGGGACUAUUUACUCUAAAGAGUUGUAAUAUGUUGGUUUGACAAGACAUUGACACAGUGAGAAUGAAGAUUACAAAAUUAUUGAUUUCAGCAUUAUUGCACUAUUUCUGUAAACAUUUUAUUUUCUCCAUUUCUUUAUUUAAUUUUUGACAUGGUAUACAUGAAGCAAUAUCUUAGUGAUUAUUUCUGUGAUUUGGUUCUACUCCAAAGCUAAAUUGAUAACUUCAUAAACUUACAAGAACAGGAUUGAUGAAGAACUUUGAAUAGAUGUAAGGAAACAUCCUGGGCUGUCCUGCCUGUCACCGUCUGAAUGAUGUAUUGGAUAAGCAGAAUCUUCUCUCUUGAAUGUUUUUUACAAUUAGUUUACAGAAAAUAAACACUGAUAUAAA